UAGAAAUAAGUUACAGAAAGCCCUAAUAUAAACCCGCACUGAAGCUUUCUUCUUCUCGUUUCCUCGUUCACUUGUCGCGCUUUAAACAAAAAAACUCAGUUUAUUUAAUCUGUUCGCGUUCGUCACUAAAAAGCUGAGAUACAGAGAAUCUAAAAAAAAUGUCACUGAGAGUGUUAAACCCUAAUGCCGAAGUUUUAAACAAAUCGGCGGCGCUUCAUAUGAACAUCAAUGCCGCUAAAGGCUUACAAGAUGUCCUCAAAUCUAACCUCGGCCCUAAGGGAACCAUUAAGAUGCUUGUUGGUGGAGCCGGUGAUAUCAAGCUUACCAAAGACGGCAACACUCUCUUGAAAGAAAUGCAAAUUCAAAACCCUACUGCAAUUAUGAUUGCAAGGACAGCUGUUGCUCAAGAUGAUAUAAGUGGAGAUGGUACUACUUCUACUGUUAUUUUUAUUGGAGAGCUUAUGAAACAAUCUGAACGCUACAUUGAUGAAGGUAUGCAUCCACGUGUUCUGGUAGAUGGGUUUGAAAUUGCUAAAAAAGCUACUCUCCAGUUUCUUGAAAAAUUUAAGACUCCUGUGGUUAUGGGUGAUGAACCUGAUAGAGAGAUUCUGAGAAUGGUAGCAAGAACAACACUGAGAACUAAGUUGUAUGAAUCUUUGGCGGAUCAGCUAACUGAUAUAAUUGUCAAUGCGGUGCUCUGCAUUAGAAAGCCUGAGGAAGCCAUAGAUUUGUUCAUGGUGGAGAUUAUGCACAUGCGCCAUAAAUUUGAUGUGGACACUAGGCUGGUUGAAGGCCUUGUCCUAGAUCAUGGUUCUAGACAUCCAGACAUGAAGCGACGAGCAGAGAACUGUUAUAUCUUAACUUGCAAUGUAUCUUUGGAAUAUGAUAAAAGUGAAAUAAAUGCAGGAUUUUUCUACUCAAACGCAGAGCAGCGGGAAAAAAUGGUUGCUGCUGAAAGGCAACAGGUGGAUGAAAGAGUGAAAAAGAUCAUUGAACUAAAGAACCAGGUUUGUGCUGGUAAUGACAACAAUUUUGUUGUUAUUAAUCAAAAGGGCAUCGAUCCCCCAUCACUGGACCUUCUAUCUCAUGCAGGGAUAAUUGCUCUUAGAAGAGCAAAGAGAAGAAAUAUGGAACGCUUGGUUUUGGCUUGUGGAGGAGAGGCAUUAAAUUCUGUGGAUGACUUAACCCCUGACUGCCUUGGUUGGGCUGGAUUGGUUUAUGAGCACAUCCUAGGCGAAGAGAAAUAUACAUUUGUUGAAAAUGUAAAAAAUCCCUCUUCUUGUACAAUCUUGAUAAAAGGGCCUAAUGACCAUACUAUUGCCCAAAUUAAGGAUGCUGUUCGUGAUGGCCUAAGAGCUGUCAAAAAUACCAUUGAGGAUGAAGCUGUUGUGCUUGGAGCAGCAGCUUUUGAAUUGGCAGCCAGAAAGCACCUAAUCAGUGAAGUAAAGAAAACAGUUAAAGGGCGUGCUCAGUUAGGUGUCGAAGCGUUUGCUGAUGCACUUCUUGCGGUGCCUAAAACGCUGGCUGAGAAUUCCGGGCUUGACACUCAAGACGAGAUUGUUAAUCUUACGGGAGAGCAUGACAGGGAUAACAUUGUGGGAAUAAACCUCCAGACAGGAGGGACCCUUGACCCUCAGAUGGAGGGCAUCUUUGACAACUACUCUGUCAAACGCCAACUCAUUAACUCCGGGCCUGUAAUUGCGUCGCAGUUGCUAUUGGUGGAUGAAGUGAUCCGAGCUGGGCGUAACAUGAGGAAACCAAGUUAAACUUAGUAUGGCACAGUGUGUAUUUUUAGACUCAUGGAUAUUUCUGAAUGCUGUCUUUGUUACGUAACAGAGUCCUGAGUGCAUUGAUGUAAUGGAGAAUGGUUGUGGUCCAGGGAUUGUUUUAGGUAGAAUUGGAAGUCUCCAUUUGUUUUGUUGUUGGAAUUUUGGUCGAGAUUAAGUUAUUUAUAUGUUAUGUACUCGUACCCACUGUUUUUGCUUUUGAA
This is a messenger RNA of Mercurialis annua (annual mercury), 1990 nucleotides long. RefSeq names its product T-complex protein 1 subunit zeta 1. NCBI's taxonomy places the organism in Eukaryota, Viridiplantae, Streptophyta, Magnoliopsida, Malpighiales, Euphorbiaceae. The coding region runs from base 159 to 1766 and encodes 535 amino acids. Gene Ontology annotation, cellular component: chaperonin-containing T-complex. Gene Ontology annotation, molecular function: ATP binding; ATP-dependent protein folding chaperone; ATP hydrolysis activity. Gene Ontology annotation, biological process: protein folding. The record is from RefSeq and is a predicted model, not a curated record. The transcript is spliced from 15 exons.